AUGUCUUCCUUCAAGGCCUACGGGAAAGUCAAUGAAGCCGAACAAGAGAGGCUCUUGGCUCGUCGGAAAACCAGAAGAAGAAUUACCAUCAUAAGCUUAUCCUCAAUCAUCCUCGUUGCUGUUAUAGUGGCUGCUGUUGUUGGCACUACUACCAAUUCAGGGGGGAAGUCCAAGAAUGCUGGAAAUUCGGUUUCUACUUCCAUCAAAGCGGUAUGUGAUGUUACCCUCUAUCCAGACUCAUGUUAUAAUAGUCUUGCACCUAUGGUUAAGUCAAGCCAGCUUAAACCUGAAGAUCUCUUCAACAUGUCCAUGGAAGUGGCCUUGAAUGAGCUGCACAGAACUUUUCAGCGCUUCUCCGAGCAUGAAGGCUUCAAGGGCAUCACUGACAAAAUGUUGGCUGGGGCUCUCGACGAUUGUUAUGAGCUUCUUGACCUAGCUAUUGAUAAUCUCAACAGCUCACUGUCCUCUAGCUUGGACAAUUUCGAUGAUCUCAAGACAUGGUUAAGUGCUGCAGGUACUUACCAAGAGACUUGCAUAAAUGGCUUUGAGUCUGGAAAUUUAAGGAGUAGUGUUCUUGAGUUCCUGAAGAACUCCACCGAGUUCUCUAGCAAUAGCCUUGCCAUCAUCACCGAGAUAUCGAAGCUCGCAGGCUCCAUCAGUUCCCGGCGAUUAAUGGGUUUGCCUGAGGAUAAAGUUCCAAAAUGGUUAUCUGCAAAAGAUCGGAAGCUACUUCAAAGUUCAAGUACUUUGAAAAAGAAGGCUGAUGCUGUAGUCGCAACAGAUGGCUCAGGGAAGUACAAGACAAUUAGUGAAGCCCUGAAGGCUGUCCCUGAUAAGAGCAAGAAGAGCUUUGUAAUCUAUGUCAAGAAAGGGGUUUACAAUGAAAAUGUAAGGGUCGAGAAGUCGAAAUGGAAUGUUUUGAUGAUAGGUGAUGGAAUGAAUAAAACGGUGGUAUCAGGUAAACUGAACUUUGUUGAUGGAACUCCAACAUUCUCAACAGCAACAUUUGCCGUAUUUGGAAAAGGAUUUGUUGCAAGAGAAAUGGGAUUUCGAAACACUGCUGGUGCAAUCAAGCACCAGGCCGUAGCGCUGAUGUCAAGUGCCGACCAGACCGUGUUUUACCGCUGUCUCAUAGAUGCCUUUCAGGACUCUCUCUACGCCCAUUCCCACCGCCAAUUCUACCGUGAGUGUGACAUCUAUGGAACAGUAGAUUUCAUCUUUGGAAAUUCAGCAGUUGUGUUCCAAAACUGCAACAUACUGCCCAAGCAACCCAUGCCUGGCCAGCAGAACACUAUCACAGCGCAAGGGAAGAAUGACCCUAACCAAAAUACAGGGAUUGCUAUACAGAAUUGCACCAUUCUACCGUCAGCAGACUUGAGCUCUGUCAAGACUUACCUUGGACGGCCUUGGAAGAAUUACUCAACAACUGUAUACAUGCAUUCAAUGAUGGGGAGCUUGAUUGACCCAGCGGGCUGGUUACCAUGGACAGGCACAACAGCCCCAAACACCAUUUUUUACUCUGAAUUUCAGAAUUUCGGACCUGGUUCCUCCACGAAGAAUAGAGUUAAGUGGAAGGGAUUGAGAAAUAUCACCCAGAAAGAAGCUAGUAAAUUUACAGUCAAGUCAUUCAUUGAUGGGAGCAAGUGGAUCUCGGAUGCUGGUGUUAGCUUCAAACCCGGGCUGUGA
Vitis vinifera (wine grape) is the source of this 1686-nucleotide messenger RNA. Its product is annotated as probable pectinesterase/pectinesterase inhibitor 46. Bases 1 to 1686 code for a protein of 561 amino acids. The record is from RefSeq and is a predicted model, not a curated record. NCBI's taxonomy places the organism in Eukaryota, Viridiplantae, Streptophyta, Magnoliopsida, Vitales, Vitaceae. The transcript has 2 exons. Gene Ontology annotation, biological process: cell wall modification. Gene Ontology annotation, molecular function: pectinesterase activity; pectinesterase inhibitor activity.